GAUGAGUGCAACAAAAUACUUCAUUUGCCCAUAAAGUAAAAAAAAAUAAUUUCAAUGUUAUGAACCAUUAGUUUUCUCAAUUUCACUCUCCCUUUUCUCCUAACAUAAAAUACAGAUUUUGUUAUUACUAUAGGACAUAGUAUUUGUUACUUAUUUCAUAAAGUAACAUGUUAAAUAAUCAUAGUUAACAAUCAUUAUUACUUCAAGUUCAUCAUGAUGUCAACUAAUAUGUAUGUAAUCAUGUAUGUAUCCCUUUGUGUAUAUAUAUGUCAUAAGUCAUUUUCUGAGGAUAUUAUAUAAGUUUUGUUUUAAAAAACAAAACAAAUGAAUAAAUGAAUGGUGACUUUUAACUUAAUAACUUGGAUAUAAAAUUCAUUUAUUUAUAGUAUUUUUAUUCUUCAAUUAAAUAAUCAUCAUCAAAAAUAAUAUGAUAUAAUAAAUUUGAUUAUUCAAUUAGACAAAGUUCAUCUUUAUUGAUUUUGUUUACUUUGAGAACAGUGUAAAAUAAUACACAAUCACUCUCUCCUUCACACACACACAUAUAUAUAUAUAUAUAUCCUUCAAUGUUCAUUUAUGAUAUCAGUUCACUUUACGUGAACUAUUGAAUAGUGUACUAGAAUUUAACGAAUAUUACAUCUUAAUUGGUAUAUGUGGAUCCUGUGUGAACUGACGCAAUAUAACCAUUAUGACGUAAUUUGCUGCGAACAGAUGAAAUAUGGCUAUAAAUCGAAUGCAAAACGCUUAUUUUGUCCUAUUUGGAACUUGUCAGUUGAAUAUAACGGGAUUCAAGACUGACCAAACUUCAAUCAAAAUAUUAACAACAAUAUAAUCCAAACUGAAAUUUAUACCCGUUGCACUAGAGAGUAUCUCUCUGAACCCAUAACACAAGUGUAUAUCAUUUUGGCGUUUAACGUGAAAACAUUCUACGUUCGAGUUUCGAAAUGGUUCUCAAAUUUGUAAUCCAUGCACAUUCGUCUGACGAAUGCUAAAUAGGAUAAAACGUUCAUUCUGGUUUCCACUGCUAGCCACAUUCCAUCGAUUUUAUGCUGAGUGGAAUAAAUCUUAAAUAAAGUUGGCUUAUUAAUAUACCGUAUUGUAUGUAAUAUUCACAUAAUGGAACUAUAUAUUUAUGAAAAUUCAUUCAGUCGAUUCAUAACCAAUUAUUCAUUGAUUUGUGUCAUUCUCUUUGAAUGGCACUAACAAGUGUUGUAACUCCUUAUAAAGUCGGAAUGUCAGGUGAUAUCAUACCAAAUAAUUUCGAUAUGAUACCUUAUUCCACUUUUCAUACAGCUUUAUUACCACAUCCAAAUCCAUUAGGACCUGGAAAUCUAUCAAAUAUUUCAACAGGUUUAAUGCUUACAGCACAACAACCAACUGGACAAAAUCCUUAUUGUCCACCAAUAACUCUUACUAAUGGAUAUUAUACAAAUGUUAGUUAUCCACAUAAUGCAGAAUCGUUUUGUUAUGUACAACCAAAUGAUGCUAAUUCAAUAUUAAAUGCAUAUCAUACAUAUCCUACAUCAAUAAAUUUACCAUUACAUGCAACAAAUAUAACAUGUGAUAAGUUAUAUACAUCUAAUAAUCAUAUAAAUAGUAACAAUCAUAAUAAUAACAAUCAUAAUCAUAAUCAUAUUACUGCACAGAACCCAUUACUUUCAACAAUAAAUACAAAUCAUAUUACUAUAAAUAAUAAUUAUAAUGAUAAAAAUGAAUUAAGCAAGAGAUUAGAAAUGAUAGCGGUUGAAAAAUCUAAUACUUUAUUAGAUGAAUCAUCACAAGGACUAAUUGAUAAAUCAGCUAUAUUAUCAUCAUUGUCAUCUACAUCUACAUCAACAACUACAACAAUUAUUACACAUGGUGAAAAUGGAAAUGUUCAACAGAAUACAUCAUUAUUGGUACUACGAUUAUUGAUGUCGGGAAAAGAAGUUGGCAGUAUCAUCGGCAAAAGGGGAGAAAAUGUGAGAAAAUAUAGAGAGGAAAGUGGAGCCAGAAUUAAUAUAUCAGAUGGAUCUAGUCCAGAAAGAAUUGUCACUAUAACUGGAACAACGGAACAAAUUUAUGUUGCAUUUACACUAAUGAGUCGUAAAUUUGAAGAUGAUUUUACACAAGGUUUAUUACGAAUGGGUGAUGAAACAGUCAAUUGUCCUCCAGUGACCAUACGUUUAUUAGUUCCAGUAGCUCAAUGUGGUUCAAUAAUCGGUAAAGGAGGAUCCAAGAUUAAAGAUGUUCGUGAGUUAACUGGUGCAUCAAUUCAAGUUGCUAGUGAAGCUUUGCCGACAUCCACAGAAAGAACAGUUACAAUAUCAGGUACAGCGGAUGCAAUUUCCAAAUGUAUUCGAUUAUUGUGUGAUAUAUUUUUAGAGUGCCCAAAUAAAGGUCCGGUCAUUCUUUAUCGACCAAAACCCGUGAUUGGUAAUCCAGGAUUAAUAUGUCCUGCCACUACAUUUUCAUCUGGUUUACUGCAUUCAAACUUGUCUGGACUUCCACUUUCAGUGUGCGAGAAUUCACAUGAAUCAGGAUAUACUACACCAAUGUUAACAUCAGCCUCGUUAUUAUCAAACGAAGUGAACUCUGUUAGUCCAACUACUUUAAAUAGAACUUAUACAAAUCAGUUUGGGAUACCGUCUGGUAUUUUAUCUGGAGGAACUGGAGUAUCUGGUUCAUGUAAUGUUGGAUGUGGUGUUAAUAAUACAUCUAUUGUACCUAAUCUACCUACAGCAAAUACUAUUCAAUCUCCUCUAACAGUAAUUGGUUCUGGUCGACCAGUUAGUCAAAUGUCAGAUCUCAUUUCAGAUCAAGUUCAUUUGUUUGCUACAUUGAAUCAAUUAGAUUUAGCUAACUUUCAAUCAUAUUUUUCAUCAAUUUUGGCUCCAUUACCAAAUACAAAUCCAAUUGCAAAUGGGAUGCAUUCCAUUGGACAACCUUUGAAUAUGCCAGAAAUAGCUCUUACUCCUGGUAUACUUGGUUGUUACCCAACUCCAACAGCUGCUGCUCUACCAAUUGUUGGUUCACCUAAUAACUAUAUGUUUUCUUCACCUACAGCUCUUCUUAAAAUAUCAAAUAGACUGCCUGAAGAUCAAUUUACAACAUCAACAUCUAAUAGUCUUAGUGAUAUAAUUGUUAAUCAAUCUGAUAUAUGCAUGAAUAGUAAUAGUAACAAUGCAUCACCAAAUAGUUUAUCCAUCUGUAAUGGUUCAUUACCUAUUGACUCAAAUAAUAAUUAUACAUCACUUUCAACUCCACUGGAUCCCAUAAAAUCAAUUUGUGGUCUACAGAAUACAGCAUCUUUACUUGGUCUUCCAUCCCUGUCAAUCAAUACAAUUUUAAAUCCUCAACAACAAAAUUCAUUAUUUUCUUUGGCUAAUACAGAAGAGAGUAUUAUUGUCCGAGAGAUGAUUAUUUCUAAUGAUGUAAUCGGUUGUAUUAUUGGACGUGGUGGUACAACAAUCAAUGAAAUUAGAAACGCAUCUAAAGCACAAAUCAAAAUAUCUAACUGUGAAGAUGGUGCAAAAGAAAGAAAAAUAACAGUUUCUGGAAAGUUGGAUUCAGUAAAUUUAGCUCAAUUCCUUAUAAACAGCAGUAUUGCAAUACAUCGAGAAAUGUGGGCAUUUAAUGUUCGAUUAGCAUCAGCUGCAACUGCUUUAAUGACUAAAAAUAGUUUAAUAAUCAAUUCAUUAAAUAAACAUUCUGAAAACCAUAAUAAAAUAUAUUUGUCACCAUUGAAGAACAAUUGUGAACAUAUUGAUUAUAGUUUAUUUCAAUCAAAUAUUCCAAUGAAUACUACAAACACUUCACAUAUGAAUUCAUCUUCAUUAUUGUUACUAAAAGAAAAUCUAUCACCUGAUUUACAUGAACAAACAAUGGAUUGUUUUCAACCAAUCUAUGAAGAUGAUAAUCAAUUGAGUUUAAAAUUUAAAUCUAGUCAUCGGUUGACCAGGAGAUCAAGAAUAAUACCUUACUAAAUUUUAAUUAAAAAUUUAGUUUAGUUUAGUUUUGUUUUCUUAACACUUCUCAAAGUUUAAUAUUGAUUAUUUAUUAAAUAUGCAUGUCAUGUCAUGGGAUAUUGCAAUGCAUCCUCAUAUGAAAUUAGUGAUGAUUUGAAAAUUACAAUGCAUUGAUAUAUUGAAUAGAUUUUAUCUGUUUUCCAUUACAUUUGGAAUGCAAUUAAAAUCUGUUUCUUCCGGUGUUUAAUAAGCACGAAUGCUGACUGUAUAUAACUAUUAUUUUAAUGUAUAUUCAACAGUAUAAACUACAUAAAAGUCAUUGAAGUCUAUUACAGUUUCAUUGUUUUAUGGCGAUUCAUAACAGGUAUAAUAAUAAUAAUAAUAAUAAUA
Molecule: messenger RNA, 4334 nt
Organism: Schistosoma intercalatum
Lineage: Eukaryota; Metazoa; Platyhelminthes; Trematoda; Strigeidida; Schistosomatidae
Source: the annotation of a GenBank genome assembly